Molecule: messenger RNA, 1104 nt
Organism: Triticum dicoccoides
Lineage: Eukaryota; Viridiplantae; Streptophyta; Magnoliopsida; Poales; Poaceae
Product: cytochrome P450 71A1-like
Exons: 5
Coding region: 1-1104 (367 amino acids)
Molecular function (GO): monooxygenase activity; oxidoreductase activity, acting on paired donors, with incorporation or reduction of molecular oxygen; iron ion binding
Source: RefSeq, a predicted model, not a curated record
AUGCCCUUGACGGUCACCUUGACAGUCGUGACAGCUGUCCUCCUCCCCGUGUCCAUCCUGUGCUGCACGCUACUCCUCCGUGCAGCUCGCGCCCAUCACUCCAACUCCAAGCUCGCCACCACCGUCCCGCCGCCUUCCCCGUGGCGGCUCCCGCUCGCGCGCGUCGUGAACCUGAGCGAGCUCCUCGCCGGGUUCGCCAAGGACGUGAUCGGGCGGAUCGUGUUCGGGGCGAGCGCCGCCACGCGCGCCGACGGGUGGGGCGCCAAGGUGGACGCGCUGCUGGAGGAGGGCAACGCGCUGCUCGGCACGUUCCACGUCGCCGACUACUUCCCCAGUCUGGCGUGGGUCGGCGCCCUGGACGGCACCGACGCCAAGGUCGGCAAGGCGUUCGACAGGAUCGACGCCGUUCUCGAGGAGAUCGUCGACGCCGCGGAGAGACGAGACGCGCCGGGGCGGCACGACAGCACCUUCGUCGACGUGCUGCUGUCCCUCGGCAACAACACCUCCGGCAAUGGCGCCGGCGGCGCGGCCCCGGAGCGGCGGUUCACGAGGGACAACGUCAAGGGGCUCCUAGCGAAUCUGUUCGGGGCAGGGGCAGACUCCAUCAUCAUCGUGCUCGAAUGGGCCAUGGCAGAGCUGCUCCGCAACAAGGACGCCAUGGAAAAGCUACAGGAUGAGCUAAGGACUAGAUUGUUGGCCACGUACACACGCAUGAUCAAGGAGACGAUGCGGCUGCACCCUCCGGGGCCGCUGCUGAUCCCACGGGAGGCCAUGGAGCCCGCGAGGAUCCAGCGGUACGACGUGCCGAGCAAGACCAUGGUGAUCGUCAACGCGUGGGCCAUCGGAAGGGACCCGGGCAGCUGGGAGUCGCCGGAGGAGUUCAGGCCGGAGAGGUUCCUCGGCACCGGCGGCGAGGUGGACUUCCGGGGCCGGCAUUUCCAACUCGUACCGUUCGGUUAUGGGAGGAGGGUGUGCCCGGGGAUCAACUUCACCAUGUCCAUCAUGGAGAUCGCGAUUGCCAACCUCGUCGGCCGGUUCGACUGGGCGCUGCCGAAGGGGGCUACGCGAAAUGAUUCUAGCAAUUUGAAGGCUCAUUUCUUUUAA